UUGUGGCGCUGUCACUCACCCUGACAACACUGAAUUGCAGAGCAUUUCCUCAUUUGCAGUAUAGUUUAGUGACACAAGUCUGUACGGGAGCGUCAGCCUGAAUACUCAAUCAAUGCUGGACAUGAAGCACUUUAUUCAUCAUUAAACCAUCACUAAAGACAAAAUAUGGAGGAGAGCGUCGAUGUGAAGGCUCUGAGGGCGAAGUUCAACAGCAAGGUCUGCACCUCGGACGCCAGCAGCCGAGCCGGCGAUUCCCCCAAAUCUCCACAACCCGGCUUUGGCAAAGUGAUACUGCCCCUUACAGAGAGCAACCUCUCUCAUCACAGACUCGCUCCUAAGGGUCCUCUUCCACCGAGCCCCAGUCCGGGCCUGGCGCGGCUCCCGAUGGAAGCCUCCGACCACCCGAGACCUCCGGCCUUCCCUCGACCGCCUGCUAAACCUGGAACCCGAGCGUCCCUGAAGGCGGCAGAGCCCGGCAAGGUCAAACUGAAGGGGGAGAUGCUGCAGAGCUUGAUGCAGCUGCACCAUAGGCCUCCAGGCGCCAAACCAGCAGCCACAGCUCCAGGUCUGUCUCCUGCGGCGGUUCCCAGCUCCGCGCCUCUGCCGCUCCGCCAGCAGCCGCGACAGAGGAGUGCAGGGGAAGUGACCCCGCUGAGGAAGCCCUUACCCCCUGAGAGACCUUUGCCCUUGAAGCCCAAACGGCCUCCCUUCGUCAACCUGGAGCCCUAUCAAAGAUUCAUCCGAGGACCUGCUCAUCCCGCUCCAAGAAAGAACGAUGCAGGUCCCCCGGUUUCAGCAGGCAGAAAGAUGUCCCUACCUGCAGUCGUCAGUCCUCCAAAACCACCACAGCGAUGCAACAAGCCCGUAGUGCUGCCGCAACAUAUGAGCAUUGACAAUGACCACGAGUUCUAUGACGACAUUGCAAGCUUUGAGAAGAACGAGUCCUGCAGUGACAACAGUUCACACUGCAUGGAGGGGGAGGAUGAUGAUCUGUAUGAGUUUAUUGAUGAGGAUCAGGUGGAUAAAAAUCGUUCGAACGCUGAGAAGCUAAAUAAAAAAGAAGCGUCAACAACAACGAAGAAGAGUCAACAAGCGCAGGAUAAAAUAAAUCAGAUGCAACGUCGGAAAGAAGAAAAUGAAUUGAAGAAGAAGUUUAAGUUGCAAGGGGAGCUGGAGGUUCUCCACACAGCCAGAGUCCGCCACGACUGGCAUGGAGGAGGAAAACUGGACCUCAGCAUACGACAAGGAGAGAGCGUGGAGAUCCUUCGAGUUAAGAAUAACCCAGAGGGGAAAUGGUUGGCUCGCUCUUUGGAUGGACACUAUGGAUACAUCAGCAACACCAGUGUGGAUGUUGACUAUGAAGCAGUGAAGCGCAAAUUGCUCAACUCCAGGAAAACAAACACUUCACAGUUGCCUCCACCACCUCCAGACCCCCCAAUGAUGGUGAAUGUGAAGUACAGCGGCAGCGGCAGCACGCUUUCAGAUGAAGAUUACUAUGAUGACGUGGAACCAAUGACUGAGGAUUUUCCCCCACCGCCGCCUGAAAUCAGCAUUGAACCCAAAGUGGAGAAGGAGUUAAGAAAAAGAUUUAAGUAUGAAGGGCCACUCAGGGUGCUGCACACCAUGAUGGUGGAUCCUAACGGCAUCAUAAAGAAGCCGGGAGGGAAAGAUCUGCACGUGACUCAAGGAGAAAUUGUGGACAUCAUCCAGCUAACCAACAGCAAGAAAGCUCUGUGUUGUAACCAGUUUGGAAAAUAUGGCUUUGUGUCCAGAUCGCUUCUUCUUACAAUGGAAGGAGACAUUUAUGAUGAUGUUGACUAUCCAAACGACGUUUACGACAAUGACUCCUGAUAUGAUGAUUACUGAUAUACAAACUAACUAAUCACACACAGUAAGACAGAGAGAGACACAAACACACAACUCAAACUGAAAGCCAUAUAAAGCUAUAAACUAUCACCCAUCUGGGUGCACGUGUUUGUUUGACUCCACCACUAGCAUAUUAUCAGAAAAGAAAACCAAAAAUACAGUGGAGUGUCACAUAAAUACAACCUUUGCUGAGAAUAACAAACUUGUCAACAUUACAUUGUUUGUCAAACUGCUUGUAUAGAAAAUGAAUACACUAUAACUGUAGCUUUGUGUAUUGCUUUACAUUUAAAAUAAUUUAAAAUAAAUUUGAUGAGUAAUUGUG
This is a messenger RNA of Gasterosteus aculeatus aculeatus (three-spined stickleback), 2188 nucleotides long. RefSeq lists its product as uncharacterized. The record is from RefSeq and is a predicted model, not a curated record. NCBI's taxonomy places the organism in Eukaryota, Metazoa, Chordata, Actinopteri, Perciformes, Gasterosteidae. Gene Ontology annotation, molecular function: protein binding. Gene Ontology annotation, biological process: T cell receptor signaling pathway; integrin-mediated signaling pathway; protein localization to plasma membrane. Gene Ontology annotation, cellular component: plasma membrane.